AUGGAGUUUUUGGCCUACUUUCUUUGUUUUUGUGCCGCAUUCUUCAUUUUGAGGCUUAAAUGGAAGACGAGAAGUACACAGAAGCUACCUCCGGGACCAAAGCCUCUGCCGGUCAUCGGAAAUCUCUUGGAUCUCGGCGACAAGCCUCACAAGUCGCUCGCCGCCAUGGCUAAGGUAUAUGGCCCAAUUAUGAGUCUGAAACUUGGACGAGUUACGGCGGUGGUGGUUUCUUCUUCCGCCAUGGCUAAAGAGGUCCUACAAACGAACGAACACUCUUUGUGUGACAGAGCCAUUCCAGAUUCGUUGACCGCUUACGAUCAUAACGAAGUCGGAUUUCCAUGGAUUUCUGUUUCUCCUCUGUGGAGGAAAUAUCGCAAAAUAUGCAACAGUACUCUGUUCGCCCGAAAAAUCCUCGAUGCGAACGAAAAUCUUCGUCGGAAGAAAGUGGAAGAGCUCGUAGAGAUUGUUCGAAAAAGCGCGUUGAAAGGCGAGGCGGUGGAUAUAGGGAGAUUAUUGUUCACGACUACGCUGAAUCUACUCUCGAAUACGAUUUUCUCUGUUGAUUUAGCAUAUCCGAAAUCCGAAUUAGCGAGACAGUUUAAGAAGUGCGUGCAGGGAAUGAUGGAAUUGGCCGGAAAGUCGAAUUUGAGCGAUUAUUUUCCCAUGUUGAGGAAGCUCGACAUUCAAGGGAUGAGGAAGAGAAUGGAGAUUCACAUGGGAAGUUUUUUUAAAAUUCUAGACUCAAUGGUCGAACUGAGGAGGAAGGAGCAAGAACUGGAUCCUGAUUCUGUUCCAAACAACGAUAUGUUGCAUUAUCUUCUGAAGAACGAAGGGAGUGACGCUAAAAUCGAUCAUAAUCAGAUGAUACAUUUACUUAUCGUAUUGUUCGUAGCCGGCGCGGAUACAAGUUCAGUGUCGUUGCAGUGGGCAAUGGCGGAGCUAUUGAGGAAUCCAGAAAAAUUAGCAAAAGCUCAAGUGGAAAUCAGGCAAGUUUUGAGGAAGAACAAACCAAUGGAGGAAGCGGACAUUUCGAGGCUGCCAUAUCUGCAAGCGGUGGUGAAGGAAGCUUUACGAUUGCAUCCAGUGGGUCCAUUAUUGCUACCUCGUAAGGCGAAACAAGAAGUGGAGAUCGCAGGUUUCACAGUCCCUAAAGAUGCUCAGGUUAUGAUUAAUGCAUGGGCGAUCGGAAGAGAUCCGAUGAGCUGGGAGAAUCCAGAAUCAUUUGAACCGGAGAGGUUUUUGGGGUCGGAAAUUGACAUUAAGGGACGGAGCUUCGAGCUGAUUCCGUUCGGUGGAGGGAGAAGGAUUUGCCCUGGACUAUCACUGGCUAUGAGAAUGAUGCCUUUGAUGUUGGGUUCGUUAAUUAGUUUCUUCGAUUGGAAGGUUGAAAAUGGACUCGAGAUAAACAUGGAUGAUAGAUUCAGCGUGGCUGUGGAGAUGGCUCACCCUCUCAUAGCCAUCCCUUCCCUAGUGGUUUAAAAUAUUUACCGACUAUAACCCUA
Cucurbita moschata (crookneck pumpkin) is the source of this 1502-nucleotide messenger RNA. RefSeq names its product geraniol 8-hydroxylase-like. Gene Ontology annotation, molecular function: oxidoreductase activity, acting on paired donors, with incorporation or reduction of molecular oxygen; iron ion binding; heme binding. The record is from RefSeq and is a predicted model, not a curated record. Lineage: Eukaryota; Viridiplantae; Streptophyta; Magnoliopsida; Cucurbitales; Cucurbitaceae. The coding region runs from base 1 to 1479 and encodes 492 amino acids. The transcript is spliced from 2 exons.